Molecule: messenger RNA, 1681 nt
Organism: Haliotis rufescens (red abalone)
Lineage: Eukaryota; Metazoa; Mollusca; Gastropoda; Lepetellida; Haliotidae
Exons: 2
Coding region: 109-720 (203 amino acids)
Biological process (GO): double-strand break repair via nonhomologous end joining
Cellular component (GO): nucleus; nonhomologous end joining complex; site of double-strand break
Molecular function (GO): molecular adaptor activity
Source: RefSeq, a predicted model, not a curated record
AAAGUAUAACAAUCCGAAAGUAGGAAAUGCAAACACUCUUUUCAGCAAGGCACGCUGUUUCGGUUUUCUACUCCCUUUUUUUAUACCCGAAGGUGACGUUGAAUAGAGAUGUCAGAUUUUGCAGUCCUGAUUACAGAAGCGAAAGUUGAAGAAUUGCACAGAGUAUAUAGAAAUGCAAAGAAUGCGUUUCUUUGCUUUACGAGACUUGCUGACCCGAGUUGGGUUGUGUCGGUAACCGAUGGUGUAGAUGUAUGGAGACUGGAGCUCGACUAUGACGAGUUAGAUUCACACAGAGAUCUAAGCGGUGUCAAUACUAUGAGUGCCUUCUUGACUAAAUUUAGAGAUGGGUUUGCAUCAGGGAAUCUGUCCGUUUCAAGAAGUGGCACAAAAGUGACAUUGACAGUGGGAACUGGAGCUUCAGCCUUCACCUUUGAUCUCUAUGAAACUAAGGCAGCAGAUAAAAGGACUGAACUUCAGACAGUUCUAUUCCGUUUGGCUGACCAAGCAACUGACCUUGAUUCGCAACUAAAUGCUGCAAAUGUGCAAAUUACAAAUCUCAAAGCACAGAAGAAAGCAGGUGGAGAUAGGAGUGCUCUGUUCGAUCUUGGACCCAAGAAAGGAGCAAAUCCAGCAAAGGCAAAGCCAAAGAAAACAGGCAUGAGUGUGCUAAACCCAACCAGUCGGAAACGAAAAGCUGCAAAAGGAGUUGAAUUUGAUUAGGAUCUUGAAGAAGUUUCUAUCUGUAUUUUUUAAGUCAUUGUCAUGUUCUGAAUGUCUUAAUCGGUUUAGGAAUGUAUUUUAGGGCUGGGACAGGUAACUCACGUCAGAUGUGUACUGAGUAGGACCGGAGUAGGUACCCACAAGACUACCUCGAACCGUGGUUAGUCAUAUGAUAUAUUGUUUUGUGACAAAAAAUCACUGUGGUUACUGUACAAGUCACAAAUGUUAGCAUUUCUUUCUGACUAUGCACACAUUCCUUCUGACUUUUAUAUGUUUGAGUUAAGAUAAAGUUUAAGUGAACUUUGCAUUUUAAAUGUGUAUCUUAAUACUUUUUGCCAAGGCUCCAGUAAAACAAUUUGAAUAACAUAUAUGGUCCCAACUUGAGACCUGAGCACAGAUGUAAGUUUCACAUCAAUUUGGGAAUUCACUGUUAGUGAAUGCAGUGGGGACAGCUUCAAAUCCCAUCACAGGACGCUGAAAUCCAAAGGCAGCUACAUGAAUGUUUAGGAACACAGGACAAUUUUAAAACAUAUGCAAUAUAACAGGGAAAAUAAUCCUGUUUCAAAUUUGUUUUGUUUCUGCAGUUUGAAACUAGCAAGCAACUCUUCUGGACAGGUUUAGUGGCAGUCAACCCCACCUGGUCUUGUGAUUGUGUCAGACUAAGUUUCUAGUUUCCAUUAGAUAGCAUUGCAUAAAGUUUGACCAGCCAUUGGGUCUAUAUACAACUGGGUUGUAAAUGGUACCUGUUGAAGGAAGAUAUGUCUUGUAUGAGAUUUGCUUCUGGUAGUUCUGAAUUCUAGGAAUAAUUUUUAUGAUUUAGAAUAUCCUACGGGAGUAGCAUUUGCAAUUAUUUAGUAAUCAUAACAUACAUAGUAAUCAUAACUGAGAAUCAGAGUGAUUGAAAUGUUGACAUUCCCUUUAUUUGAAUGUACCAGUAAUAAAACAUUUGUUCCUGGUUCUA